Messenger RNA from Papilio machaon (common yellow swallowtail), 420 nucleotides. Its product is annotated as chorion class A protein Ld2/Ld41-like. The record is from RefSeq and is a predicted model, not a curated record. The coding region runs from base 1 to 420 and encodes 139 amino acids. The transcript has a single exon. Lineage: Eukaryota; Metazoa; Arthropoda; Insecta; Lepidoptera; Papilionidae.
AUGAACAAUGGAUAUGGACUAGCUAACACACCGAUCGCAAACACAAUAGCAGCCAGUCCUAUAAAUGGUAUAUCUCCUUCUAUAUCAAUGACUAAUCCAAUAGCUAAUGCUCCAAUAUAUGCUUCAUUACCAAGUGAAACUAUUGGUAUUGGCACAGCUGCUAUAAAUACAGCUAAUGCGAUUACUGCAGGAGUGACUGGUUUAGAAGGAUUCUCUCUUGGUGGUAUACCGAUGUCCGGUGUUUCACCAAUGGGCUAUGGUGAUGUGACUGUACUUGGUGAAUUACCAGUUGGUGGAUCGACAGGUGUCACGGGUAAUGUUCCUGUGAUAGGAUAUGUCACUUUUGAAGGGACUGUACCAGCAGGAGGUACAGUCACGCUAGCAAGUAACUGUGGAUGUUCGAACCCAACUGUAUAUUAA